This is a messenger RNA of Daldinia decipiens, 1398 nucleotides long. RefSeq lists its product as uncharacterized. Lineage: Eukaryota; Fungi; Ascomycota; Sordariomycetes; Xylariales; Hypoxylaceae. The record is from RefSeq and is a predicted model, not a curated record. The transcript is spliced from 4 exons. Bases 160 to 1215 code for a protein of 351 amino acids.
UGCUGCUAAUAAGUUCAGGCCAGUUUCAUAAGGGCCUGUCCUCGUCUUCUACAAUAAGUUUGCCCAGUCCUUCUAGCUGUUUUGAUCCCGCGUAAGCAAACGCCGGUAUAUUUGAGUACCUACGACCUUGCUGUAUAAUACGCGCAUUUUGCCUAGAUAAUGGCGAACUUCAGCUCUAGUGGCUUAAAUUUCUUCAUAUUCGUUAUAGUAUUCACGAUUAUUUGUGGUAUAUUUAUCUUGCUCCGUGUAUGGGCUGCGCGUUUGUCGCACCGUUCCCUCUAUCUCGAUGAUGCGUUCAUCCUUUUCGCCUAUGCAAAUUGCAUAGCGCUCGGUGGUGUUGGCCUUUGGGCCGCAGUUAACGGACUCGGCAAAUCAGGAGCGGAGCUAUCUCCUGAAGAAGUCGUUAUCAACGCAAAGCUCAUCCUCACAUCAGAUUUGUGUUGGCUACUUGCGAGCGUGUUCGUUAAGAUGUCCAUUCUUUGGCUCUACAAACGUAUCUUCGCAAUUAGACAGUUCGAACGCUGGUGCUGGGUUCUCAUAGUAAUCAACGGCUGUUACGGUAUAUCCUUCAUCACAGUAUACCUCACCAACUGUACACCAGUGGACCAACUUUGGAACCCGAGUCCGGACGGCCACUGUCGCGAUAUGCAAAUCAGCGAUUUUUCUACCGUCGCCGUCAAUUUGUUACUCGAUCUAGCGAUAAUUUUACUUCCCAUGCCUACGCUCUGGGGCUUGAAACUCCCUCUGCGUAAAAAGGUUGUAGUGACGAUUAUGUUCAGCUUUGGUCUUGCCACGAUUGCAAUCAUGAUAUGGAGGAUCACGGAAACUGUUCAAACCAGAGCCGACCCUGAUUUUACCUUACACCUCGGCUUGAUCGGUCUAAUCAGCUUUUUCGAGUUAUGGAUUGGUAUCAUUGUUGCCUGUAUUCCCACGCUGGCUCCUCUCUUCCGAGUCUACGGCCAGGUGUUCGCCAAUAAGCUCAAGCCAGCAUCCGGCUCACAUGGUUCCUCUGGCUCCGCAUCAUAUGCCCUGACAAAUCUACGCCAAAAUGGCUUUAGUGGUAAGAAAGUUAACUACGAUAGAAUCGACGAAAGUCAAGAUUGUGCACGUGGGGGUCCGACCCCAAGAGUCCCAAGGGCUCCAUGGGAUGGAAAUGGCUUUGAAACGAAAAUUGUUAGCACUUCCCACUAUCAUCCCAAACAAGGACCGAUAUAAGGUAACAUUGUAGGUGGUGUUUGGAGUGAGGUUAAUGUAUGAUACAAGUCUUUUUAUGUGAUAUUUUUCUUAUACUUUUUCACGCCACAUAUAGGCCUGGCCUCUCAUUGGCUAGCCACACCUCAGCGCACGUCCGAUGGACUUUUGGUAGAAUCAAUUUACCUGCUAUACUAUUAUACAAAA